Hemicordylus capensis (graceful crag lizard) is the source of this 3944-nucleotide messenger RNA. It is a transcript of the gene NUAK2, whose product is annotated as NUAK family kinase 2. Lineage: Eukaryota; Metazoa; Chordata; Lepidosauria; Squamata; Cordylidae. Gene Ontology annotation, biological process: protein phosphorylation; intracellular signal transduction; microtubule cytoskeleton organization. The transcript has 7 exons. Bases 113 to 2056 code for a protein of 647 amino acids. Gene Ontology annotation, cellular component: cytoplasm. The record is from RefSeq and is a predicted model, not a curated record. Gene Ontology annotation, molecular function: tau-protein kinase activity; protein serine/threonine kinase activity; ATP binding.
CAGGAGCGGGCAGGUUUGCAGCAUUUAUUGGCACCAGGACUGCCGGCUGGCUAUAGCGCUUCCAGGCUCCUGAGCUGUUUUUGGCUCGUCCACCUGUGCCUGGGGGGCUGCGAUGGAGCGCCUUCCUACCUCGGAUCCCGCGGCGGCGGCGCCCUCCUCGCUGCUGAAGGAAGGGCCCCUUAGUUCCCCCAAGCCCCUGAUGAAGAAGCAGGCGGUGAAGCGCCACUACCACAAGCACAACCUCCGGCACCGCUACGAGUUCCUCGAGACGCUGGGCAAAGGCACCUACGGCAAGGUGAAGAAGGCGCGGGAGCGAUCCGGCAAGCUGGUCGCUAUUAAGUCUAUCCGGAAAGACAAAAUAAAGGAUGAGCAGGAUCUUGUCCAUAUCCGGCGAGAGAUUGAAAUCAUGUCGUCCCUCAAUCACCCCCACAUCAUUUCUGUCCAUGAAGUAUUUGAAAACAGCAGCAAAAUAGUCAUUGUGAUGGAGUACGCCAGCAAGGGAGAUCUCUAUGAUUACAUCAGUGACCGGCAGAAGCUGACUGAGCAGGAGGCACGGCACUUCUUCAGGCAGGUGGUGUCUGCCAUCUACUACUGUCACAAGAAUGGAAUUGUUCACAGAGACUUGAAGCUAGAAAACAUCCUUCUAGAUGCUCAUGGAAACAUCAAGAUUGCAGACUUUGGCCUCUCCAAUGUCUUCCAGCAAGAUAAGUUUCUCCAGACCUUCUGUGGCAGCCCACUCUAUGCAUCCCCUGAGAUAGUCAAUGGGAGACCCUAUAAAGGACCUGAGGUUGACAGCUGGUCCCUUGGUGUGCUCCUCUAUAUACUGAUUCAUGGGGCAAUGCCUUUUGAUGGUCAAGAUUACAAGACUCUAGUAAAGCAGAUCACAAGUGGGGACUAUAGAGAGCCCACCAAGCUAUCAGAUGCCUGUGGCCUGAUCCGGUGGAUGCUGAUGGUGAACCCAGAGCGUCGAGCUACCAUUGAAGAUAUUGCCAGCCACUGGUGGGUGAACUGGGGCUACAAGGUGCCAGUCGGGGAGCAGGAAUCUCUGCGUGAGAAUGAAUCCCCAUUGGCCACAGUGGCAGAGUGGUUGCGCCGCUCCUCCAGGCCUCUCUUUGAAAAUGGCUCCAAGGUACGGUGCUUCUUCAAGCAACACAUCCCCGGAGUCACGCUAGAGAGGCAGCGUUCACUCAAGAAGUCGAAGAAGGAGAACGAUGUGUCUCACGCUCUGCAAGAGAUGGGCCCUGCUCCAGAUAACCCUUCAAAAUCUAUCCUGAAGAGACCCAAAGGCAUCUUGAAGAAAAAGAAUUCCUGUGAGAAGGUCCAGAUUCCUCCACCACCAAUGGCGGUUCCUGUUGACACAAGGAAGGAGGACUGUAUUGGAUCUCCUGUAGAUCUGGCUUGUGUUCUGUCAUCCAGGACUUUGGCCUAUAAAGAAGAGAAUGUUGCAUCCACCCCUGCAAUGCCUAAGAAAGGAAUCCUGAAGAAGCCCCAGAAGAGAGAAUCUGGGUAUUACUCAUCCCCAGAGCGUAGUGAAUCAGCAGAUGUCUUGGAUUCUGAAAACCUGGAGCUUGAUGCUAAUGUCUUUGCUAGCAAUCCCUCCCCUGCUCAGAGCCCCAUUGGACAUCGUGCCAAAAGGAAAGGCAUCUUGAAGCACAAUGGUAAAUACUCCUCCAGCAGCACUGAAUCUGACAGUGUUCCUGCCAAGGUCUACUCUACUUUUGUUGAGGUCAACUUGCCCAAGAUCUCCCUGGCCUCCCGUGUGCGCCCAUCCAGUGCUGUGAGUGAAGACAGCAUUCUUUCCACAGAGUCGUUUGACCAGCUUGAUUUGCCUGAUAGAAUGCCAGGGAGUGGAGGAGUCCCCAUGCGUGGAUCAGUCUCUGCAGAUGACCUCCUGCACCUGGAGGAGGCGGAGGAAGAGACAGGUCGCCGACUCCGCCGCUGGACAGUAACACGUUGCCAAAAUCCCCUUGCAGAUAGCUGCUUCUCUCUGGCGGACUGUGAUAAUGUCACUGAGGUCUACAAGCGGGCCGUGACUAUCAGUAUGAAACUGAGCUGAGGGACCCCUUGCCAAUAAGGCCACCAAGAGGCAGCUGCCAAUCAAUGCACACAUCUGCAGCAGUGUUUCACCGCUCUGACUCUGCUUGGAAGGAACAGCAUUGUCCAAAUGAUUUGCACUUCCCAUUGGGAUGGACAUGAGAACUUUUAACAGCUUUUGUUUCCCUGUAACAGAGCUGGAAGUGCAAGUGGCGAAGUAUUUAUUUGUUGCAUACUCUGGACUCUUCUUGGAAUGUAUGGGGAGAAUACCUUUAAAAAAAUAAUGGCUUAAAACAUGGUACAACAGGGUAAAGGUGUAUGUUUGGAGAGAGGAGGGGAAAGUAUGUGGAUGGAAGGUUGGCGGAUGUAGGAAUUGAGCAAAGCCAGUGAAGUCAGGCUGGAGAAGUUGGGGAGAAGUGGCGAGGUACCUGUAAGUUGCAGGGCAAUGGGUUAAUUGCCCCCCAAAUGGUUUGCCCAGCAUCACCAGCAAAAGAACAGUAAGUUGAAAGACUAAUUGGUGGGGCCCUGUAGCACUCUCUUGAACACCUUCAUCUCUCCAAACAGACCCUGAGGAUAAUCUCUUCAUCCUAGUGAGUGGGAUGGUUGUUGAUGGCUUUUUUUUUUUUUUUUUUUGCACUGUGCUGCUUUAAUUGCACAAUGAUGGCAGAGGGGUAAGAUGCCUCUGAAGUAGGAAGGUGACAUGGCAAGGUAAUAGGAAAGGAACAGCUCUUGGGCUGAAAAAACUGGAUUUCUGACUUGUUAGAAAGUAUCUGCACUACUGUACAAACCUAGAGGUCUAACAGCCCUGCUGUUCUUCCCCAAGCGGGGCAAGAACUUCCUAGUUGAAUUCUUAGCUCUCCCAUAAAAACAAAAGCUCCAGCUUUCUGUGGGAUAAGCCAGGGCAGUUAAACUAACUUAAGUCAGUUGUAUAGUGCAGAUGUUGUGGUGUUGAGAACUGGAUGCAAUAAUGGCAUACAGGCAUUGAAAAUCUCUUCCCCGCAAUCACCUCUGCUUUGGUUUAUUUUUUAGCAGACUGGAAGAAUAUUUUGCUUUUGGAUCGUAUGUACAUUUAACCUGUGUUAAAGCAAUUUAGUGAGAUGGCUGAAAGAAUACAUCUUGGUACAUCCACGCUUCUCUAUGCCACUCAGCAGAUAUUGUAGCUUGAUCCAGUUCUACCUAGGCUACAGCUAUGACUCUUGUAGAAGGAAACUUGUCCCAAGGCUACUGAGUUACAAAAGGUAUUGGUAUCUCCUAGAAUGUGGUUAGCUUGGGAAUGGAUUGUAGCCUAUGAGGGUCCUUGGAAAUCUAAUUGGGACUGGGCCAUGAGGCUGGGGUGGGUGGGUACAUGAGAUUGCCAAAUGAUGGAAGCCCUUUACUAGAAUUUGGGCCAUGAGGGAUGUUGGGCUUGAAGUAAUCGGCCCAACAGGCUUUAAAGAAGUAGACACUUGGUCCUGCCAAAAUAUGAUAAAUGAGUAUGACUUUUAAAAAAAAAUUCUGGAUGAUUUUGCCUGGAUGUCUGCUACUUGAAUAUUUUAAAAUACUGCCUUUCUGAGCAAUAUACUUGAUGAAAGUUUAAAAAAUGUGUUAAAGAUUGUAUCUUUUUUAUUUUUAUUUUUUAAAAAGGAACUUUGGAGGCUUCAUAAUGAGAAGUGAUCUGCAAAAUGUUUAGAUAUGGUUAACACUUUGGAUUCUAAAUAGCUGUUGCACUGUCUUGCCAUGUCUUCUCUGGUUGCCCCUCCAGGCUCUGUUAUGCUUCUUCUCAUCCAGAGAAGUUACAUUUAAAUGUAAAAGCAAAAGUGAGAUCUGAAAAUUUUUGCCUGUGUGCAGCUCUACAUCUCUCAGACUGCAACAAUGGUCAUGCAGAAAUAAUAAAGUCACAAAUAAAAAAGAUCUGAGUGUUUGAACUGUCA